AUGGGGAACGUGCAGUCGGAGCCUGCCGCUGGCGGGGGCUCCCGAAAAGAGCAGGCCUCGGACCGUGCCUGCGAUUCCCGCCGGAUAUCCCUGGUGGAGCCCGAGGUGACCCCCUCUUCCCCGGCCAUGCGCCUGGCUCGUGGGCUGGGCGUUUGGUUCCCCAGCAGCUCCGCACCCCCGGGACUCCUGAUGCCCCCGGAGCCCCAGGCCUCACCCAUGCCCCUGCCCCUGACCUUAGACCUGCCCACGCCGGUGACGCCCCCUGCAGAGGAGGCGGCUGCAGCGGCGGUGUCCACGUCACCCCCGCCCCCGGUGGGCACCUUGCUGCCCGCGCCGUCUAAGUGGCGAAAACCCAUGGGCACCCCAGUGCCCCGUAUCCGCGGCCUGCUGGAGGCGAGCCAUCGCGGCCAGGGCGACCCUCCCAGCCUUCGCCCGCUGCCGCUGCGGCCCCGACAACUAACCGAAGAGGAACCUGCUCCCUCUCCGAGUACCUCAUCUCGACCUUCACCUCCCGUGGAACCGCGGAAGCCCCCGCCGCCGCCGCCGCCCCCGCCCCCGGAUCGCAGAACUACGCCCGCGCCCGCCGCGCCCGCCGCGCCCGCCGCGACCCCUCCAGAAAGCCAGGCCGGCAGCGAGAGCCGCAUGGGCGGUGGGGCCCGCAGGGCGGCGCCUUCCGAAGCAGGCGGGGGCGAAAUGGCGCGGCCUACGUCCUCCGAGUCCGGCUUGAACCUGCUCUGUAAAGUCACCUUCAAGUCCGCACCCCCUCUGUCCCCCGCGGCUGCCUCGGGUGCCUUAGGGGCCAAAGCCUCGCUUGGGGGCGGCGGAGGGGGAGGACUCUUCCCCGCCACCUCGGGCACCAUCUCUUAUGCUGAGGUCUUGAAGCAGGGAGCCUUAGCUCCUGAGAGCCCUCGGCCCUCCGGAGAGACCCCUCGAGGGUCUCAGGAAGUCGAGGGCGGUGAUGGAGACGGCGAGGGGUGCUCCGGGCUGCCUUCACCACCGGCGCCCCACGCCCGGGCCCUACCGCCGCCCCCUUACACCACCUUCCAAGGCUCCAAACCCAAAUUCGACUGGGUGAGCCCCCUGGAUGGCUCCGAACGCCACUUCCGCUUCAACGGGGCCGGCGGGGGUGUCGGGCAGCCCCGACGGCGCGCAGCUGCGCUCUCCGGGCCCUGGGGCUCCCCGCCGCAGUCGCCGCGGGGCCAGGCGCAGCUACCUCCCGGGCCCCGGAGGCCCGCGCCCGCGGUGCUGGCGCCGCCCAUGUUCAUCUUCCCCGCGCCCACCAACGACGAGCCGGGGCGUCCGGCGCCUCCGGGCCCGCAGGAGUUGUUGCCACCACCGCCACCCGUGCCUCCACGUAUGCCGCCACCGACACCGCCGCCCACGCCGCAGCCGCCGCCACGCCAGCCAACACCGCUGUCCGUGGCGCUCCUUUCCGCCCCGGACCCCGGCCAUGUGGAGUCCGCCUCGGCUCUCACCCAGGACCCCGCUGCGGCCCUCGCCUUGACCACCGACCCGGCCCCGGACCCAGCCCCGGCUCCAGCUCCAGGCCCGGCCCCGGACCCAGCUCCCACCGCCGCCGAGCCCCCGCCGCCGGCGCCCGUCAAGGGCCGCACUCGGCGGAGUAAGGGCCCCCGAGCGGCCCGAGCUGCAACCCGAGACGAUGGCACGCCCCAAGACGGUCCACGGAAACGCUCAUCUGUCAUCGCGGCUGACGGCAGAGCGGGUGGUCACGGCGCCCCUCCAGCAGGGAUGGCCAAUUCCAGCGCCAUGCGCCACUGGCCACCCUUCGAGGUGCUUAAUUCCUGUCCCUGCAAGUGUUACUGUCGUCAUCAGCCACGCCAUCGCCGCCUGCCCCGAAACGUGUCUGCCUGGCUGAGCACGCCCACCAACCACCUGAGUGAGCCACCCUGGGUGGCCACCAUCAAGCUGGCUGGCUCCCUGGUAGCAGGGCUGGACCACUACGACCUGCAGGCCACCCAUCCCAACUGA
This is a messenger RNA of Elephantulus edwardii (Cape elephant shrew), 1989 nucleotides long. It is a transcript of the gene GGN, whose product is annotated as gametogenetin. Lineage: Eukaryota; Metazoa; Chordata; Mammalia; Macroscelidea; Macroscelididae. Gene Ontology annotation, biological process: double-strand break repair; gamete generation. The transcript is spliced from 2 exons. The record is from RefSeq and is a predicted model, not a curated record. Gene Ontology annotation, molecular function: ubiquitin protein ligase binding. Bases 1 to 1989 code for a protein of 662 amino acids.